This is a messenger RNA of Populus trichocarpa (black cottonwood), 563 nucleotides long. Its product is annotated as ribosome-binding factor PSRP1, chloroplastic-like. Gene Ontology annotation, molecular function: ribosomal small subunit binding. Gene Ontology annotation, cellular component: cytosolic small ribosomal subunit. NCBI's taxonomy places the organism in Eukaryota, Viridiplantae, Streptophyta, Magnoliopsida, Malpighiales, Salicaceae. Gene Ontology annotation, biological process: negative regulation of translational elongation. The transcript is spliced from 2 exons. Bases 139 to 399 code for a protein of 86 amino acids. The record is from RefSeq and is a predicted model, not a curated record.
UUUUUGGAUGGGGUGUUUUUAUUUGAGGUUACUUUGUUUACUAAGAGGCAUGGAGUGGUGAGGGCAGAGGAAGAUUCUGAGACAAUCUAUGCAACUAUUGAUUUGGUGUCGUCAAUUAUUCAAAGUAAGUUGAGGAAGAUGAAGGAGGAGUCUGAUCAUGGUAGACACAUGAAAGGGCUUAAUAGGUUGAAGAUUAGGGAGCCAAUGCCACAAGUGAUGGAGGAUGAUGCAGAUGCAGUUUCACGGAAAGAAGAUGAUGACUAUCUUGAUGAGGCUGUUCACACAAAGUACUUUGACAUGCCACCUCUGACUGUCGAUGAAGCAAUUGUGCGGCUGGGAAAUGUGGAUCAUGCCUUCUACGGUUUCGGGCAUGCUGAAGGGGAAAGAUACAGAAUUUGAGAUCAAGUGAACUCAAACUAAUGAGAUGUAUUAACAUGCUUGUAUGAGUUCUUAGUUUAUGGAAAAUCAGACCCACUAUUAUGUUGGCGUCCAAACUUACCGGGAUGAGAAAAAAGAAUUUUGGAAUCACUAUUCAGUUUAUAUUAGAUCGAAACUUCUGUUCA